Molecule: messenger RNA, 240 nt
Organism: Penicillium malachiteum
Lineage: Eukaryota; Fungi; Ascomycota; Eurotiomycetes; Eurotiales; Aspergillaceae
Exons: 2
Coding region: 1-240 (79 amino acids)
Biological process (GO): carbohydrate metabolic process
Molecular function (GO): aldehyde-lyase activity
Source: RefSeq, a predicted model, not a curated record
AUGGACUGUGAGAGACAUCCAAGGAUUCAGACAGCUAUGCGUGCCGAAACCCCGAUUCUGAAGUGGCGCUGGCCGAUUCUGAUCCCGAGAAUGCCCGAGGGUUAUCCAGGGUGUAAAAUCUGUCGUGGGCAUUUCAGCGAAGGUUCAUUUCAUUCGCAUCAAAUCCCAUUGAUCAAGGUGAACUCUGAUAAAGACGAGCUAGACAUCAUGCAGAAGUGGCUUAGACUACAACCCCAUUGA